Lizanozyma spartinae is the source of this 810-nucleotide messenger RNA. RefSeq lists its product as uncharacterized. The transcript is spliced from 2 exons. The coding region runs from base 1 to 810 and encodes 269 amino acids. NCBI's taxonomy places the organism in Eukaryota, Fungi, Ascomycota, Pichiomycetes, Serinales, Debaryomycetaceae. The record is from RefSeq and is a predicted model, not a curated record.
AUGGCUGAGAGUAUUAAGGUCCGUAUGCUAUUGGCUUCCUACCCACUAUAUGAUAAGAAAGUUUUAGAGGAAUUAUUACAAAGUUGUGGCGGGUCAGUGGAAAAGACUAGGCUCUUGUUAGGAGCCAAUAGUGCCACCGAAAAACGGAAACACCAAGAGAUUGAAUCGAAUGAUAAAGACGUUAAAAGAGAAACACCUUAUACUGCCUCCACAGAUAAUAUUAAUGAUACUAUUAGUGCCAAUGUCAAUGGUUUCACUAGCCCAGCGAAGGCGAACAGCAAAUAUCAGUCCUCCAUAACUCCAAUGUUGAAGAAAACAAGAACAAUAUUAUCAACAAAUUCGCUACUGAUCCCGGAAACAAAUAAUCCCAAGACUAUAAGAAUAUAUACCCCGCAACAAGUUCAAGAGUAUCUCGGAACUUAUGUUGAAAUGUAUAAGAGCUUUCUUCCUGAUGAUUUAGCAUCACGAGUACUCGAUCAUUUGAUGCUACCUGAAGUCAAGAAGGGUGCCAAGCCCGCAGAGUUUCAUUUAUUUGAUAAUGAUUGUGUAUCUCUGCAUAGCACAUUAGUUGCCCAUUCCAAAAGAUCACCUGAUGAACUGUUUCUUGAUAGAUUGGUUUACAAUGGUAAGAAGAGAGUAAGUACGAUGUACAACGAUGAUAUGGAGGAAGCUUCUUCAUUAAUAUCUAAGUUUCUUAACCAGGAAGUCAUACCUAAAAACAAACGGUUACCGUUCCAAUCUCUAAAGCCUUGGGAUAGUCACUAUACGGUUAUCAAUUACUACAAAGACAUGCAAAACAGUUUCGAAUGA